UCCCUCAGUCACCGAAAAGCGCCUCUAUGUUUCCACGCUCUGUGUGCAAUCAUUUCUUGUAUAUAGUAUGAGGUCUAUGGUAUUAUUCGAUUCUGAAAGUCAUCAAAUAAAACCAACAACUGCAAGGCGUGGACAUAAUGCUAUAUUUGAGUUUAAUAACUAAUAUAAUAUGAAAUAAACGCAACAAAUCUGUAAUGAAAAUCCCGAAGUUGGUGGUGUAAAUGUGUACCUAACUGUUUAUACCUUCGGCGAGUGUGCACGACCUCCCAUGUUGCAGCGUUAUUGAGGUGUGGAAACGGUAAAAUCAAACAAUUCAAUAAACUUCGACUGGCUAGAAAAGCGUUGCCAAUGUAAUAUAUAAAUUAUAAAUAUUGCAUAAACAAUUUACCGCUGACCCCGUUCACGUCAAUUGCAUUGAUAUUUUCCAAAGUGUGUUUUACUGCGAAAUAAAAUUUUGAGAUCAAAAGCAAAAUGGUGGAUUAUGACAUCAAGUCGCAACUGGAUCUGCUGAACGAAUACUUAGACAGAGAGAUGGAAGGCGUCAAGACUCGGUAUUUCGUCAUCAAACCCAAUGGCAAGGGAAGCAGCGGCAAUCGACCGACGAACGUCGAUCGAAAUGUCUCGACGAGCCGUGCAGACGGCUACAGCUGUGACUUGGAUCGUCAGUUGCCGCCAACCCCAUUGAGCUACAAAAGCAACAGCGUUUCAUUUCCACAGACGGUCACCAAGAAAAGGAGCAAUGCCAUAGACAUCAUUGACCCCGAGACCGGCGAAAAAUUACAAUUAUUAUGAGCUUAAAUCUGCAAGCCAGAGCGCGUUUGCAGUCGCGCAUGUCAUCGACUUGUUACCACAUUUUGCGUUCAAUAAAAUAAACUUUAAUUUUAUUCGUCAAAUCAA
Acyrthosiphon pisum (pea aphid) is the source of this 897-nucleotide messenger RNA. RefSeq lists its product as uncharacterized. The transcript is spliced from 4 exons. The coding region runs from base 472 to 792 and encodes 106 amino acids. Lineage: Eukaryota; Metazoa; Arthropoda; Insecta; Hemiptera; Aphididae. The record is from RefSeq and is a predicted model, not a curated record.